AUGGACUGUGGGUCGGUGACAAAACCCUCCAAAUCGUCCUCAAAUAUAACCGAAAUCGUUUCCAGGUUUGCGAGAGUUUGCAGGUUUAGAUCUGUUGGAGUCUUCUCCUCCUCGGAAAACCCUGGUCAUACCCGCCACGAUCAUUGCCCCAGUAAUGGGGAUGUGGUGAUGGUUGAAGGCUGCAGUGACGCGACUGAGGAGACUGAGUGCAAAGCCGAGAAGGUUCAUCCUCAACCUGUUGAGGGUUUGAGCAGAAGUGGUGCAUGUGGUGGUGGUAAUGUGGAGAUUUUGAAGCUAUUCGACACUGUUUCAUCUCUGAAGCUGGCUUAUAUUCAGCUCCAGCAAGCUCAUAUUCCCUAUGACCCCGAAAAAAUCAAGGCUGCUAAUGAGCUUGUUGUUGCGGAGGUUGAAGCUCUCUGCAAGAUCAAACGAGCUUAUAAGGAGAAGAAGCAUUUGGGAAAGGUCAAGCUUGGUUCUUCCCACUCCGAGCUGAUUCAAGUGAAAGAGAAGUUGUUGGAACAGUUGAAGUCUCAAGCUACGGCCAAAGACUCUGAGAUACUGAGUUUAAGAGGGCAACUUGAGGACUUGGAUUUGAAGAAUGCGGAACUUACUGACAAACUUGAACGGAGGUGUUUGGAAGAAGAGAAAGUUGGGGUUUUUAACCAACCUUCAUUUCAGGAUGCCUUUAAUGCAGCCUCGAAGGCAAUUCAUGAUUUUGCCAAACCAUUAAUUAGCUUCAUGAAGGUUUCGGGUUGGGAUUUGGACCUAGCAGCAAAUGCAAUCGAAGAAGAUGCGGUUGUCUAUUCCAAAAGAUGUCACAAGAAGUAUGCUUUUGAGGCCUACAUUGCCCGGAGAAUGUUUCAUGGGAUUUCAAUCCAAUCUUGCAAUUUUGAAUAUGGUACUGGGUUUGAUAACCCGGUUGGUGCCCUGAUAGAAGAUCCCGAUUCGGGUUUUGCCAAAUUCUGCAGAACCAAGUAUAUAUUAGUUGUUCAUCCAAAGAUGGAAGCUUCAUUUUUCGGGAAUUUGGAUCACUGGAUGCUAGUAAUGAGGGGCAAGCAUCCGAGGACGCCAUUCUAUCAAGCAUUUGUGAAAAUGGCCAAGUGUGUUUGGGUUCUUCUAGGAAUUGCAGCCUCGGUUAAACCCAAAGCCGAAAUUUUUGAAGUCAAAAGAGGCAGUGAAUUCUCUGAUGUUUACAUGGAGUGUGUGGAGGGGGACAAGGAACCCACAGGUGGGUUUGAUGAAGGACAAACAAGGCUCAAAGUUGAGUUCAUGGUGAUGCCUGGAUUUAGAAUAGGAGAUACACUGGUCAGGUCUCGGGUUUAUCUCUCGAAAAUGAGAUCCUGA
This is a messenger RNA of Vitis vinifera (wine grape), 1344 nucleotides long. RefSeq names its product protein GRAVITROPIC IN THE LIGHT 1. Bases 1 to 1344 code for a protein of 447 amino acids. Lineage: Eukaryota; Viridiplantae; Streptophyta; Magnoliopsida; Vitales; Vitaceae. The transcript has a single exon. Gene Ontology annotation, biological process: negative gravitropism; response to red or far red light. The record is from RefSeq and is a predicted model, not a curated record.